Messenger RNA from Carassius auratus (goldfish), 10135 nucleotides. Its product is annotated as receptor-type tyrosine-protein phosphatase eta. Lineage: Eukaryota; Metazoa; Chordata; Actinopteri; Cypriniformes; Cyprinidae. Gene Ontology annotation, molecular function: protein tyrosine phosphatase activity; protein binding. The record is from RefSeq and is a predicted model, not a curated record. The coding region runs from base 629 to 8809 and encodes 2726 amino acids. The transcript is spliced from 42 exons. Gene Ontology annotation, cellular component: signaling receptor complex. Gene Ontology annotation, biological process: peptidyl-tyrosine dephosphorylation involved in inactivation of protein kinase activity.
UAUAUAGCUGUUCGUGUUUUGUGUGGGAGUUAUGCAAAUCUUCACCAGAAUUGCCUGCUGUGAGGAAAGCAGAAGUGAAGAACGGGGCAAAUAAAAGGAAGUUUCAAUCCCCUAAAAUAUUAAACGACAGUUACAGAAAAGCUUUGUAAGCCCCGUAUUUUAUAGCAUAUCGUCCAAACAUCAGUGUAAAUAAUUUCCGUUAGGCUAUUACUGAACUAAUAGCUAAUACAAGCAAGUGAGACUUUGUAAAGUAGGCUACUGACUGUACAUCUCGCAGUGUCCCACUGGAUACUAUCCCAACUGUUUCCCACACUCCCAUAAGUUUGGGCUCUGGCCUGUUUAAAAUAGUGAACAUUAUAACUUCCUGGGGGCGGAAUGCGGUCAUUAUUUCUGGCAAUGUUUAAAGCGACGAGCUUCCGUUCAGCAGAGGGGGAACAUUAACACUGCUAAUACUACUCUGCAGUCAGCAGUCCGUCAGCUCCACCUCCCGCGAGAGAGAGUUCACACCUCUCGCAUCACUGCUCGGUCAAGUUCAAGAGAAGUCACAGAAGUCACAGAAGUCGAGAAAACUCACCUUGAAGAUGGUCUGAAGACCGGCUGCUCUGGAAUACACGCUCCGUGAGUCAAGAUGGGACGUGUCUCUGUCAAAACCGUUUGGAAAGGCACGGCGCUUCUGAUAUUUGUCAUGCUUCAGGGGUUGAAUGUGGAGACUACUACAGCUUCUCCAAAUACAAGCUCUCCUUCAACUGAGUCUCAAACAUCAGCUUCUUCAACUCCUGCAACUACAAGCUCUCCUUCAAUUGAGUCUCAAAUAUCAACAUCAAAGCCAGGUGUGAUCAGGAAUCUCAGUGUGGCCAAUAUCACAACAUCAUCUGUGUUUCUGACAUGGGAUGAACCAUUUGGUAACAGAUCUUUCUUUAAACUUCACCUGACUGAUGAUAAAACAAAUAAAACUACUAAUAAUACUUCCUAUAACAUCACUGAUCUGACUGCUGGAGUCAAUUACACAUUCUGCAUCAGUGCUGUGGCAGCAGAUCAAUCAACAGAAGGAGAAACUGUCUGCAUCUCACAAUUCACAAAGCCAGAUGUGAUCAGGAAUCUCAGUGUGGCCAAUAUCACAACAUCAUCUGUGUUUCUGACAUGGGAGGAAGCAUUUGGAAAUAGAUCUUUCUUUAAACUUCACCGGACUGAUGAUAAAACAAAUACAACUACUAAUAAUACUUCCUAUAACAUCACUGAUCUGACUGCUGGAGUCAAUUACACAUUCUGCAUCAGUGCUGUGGCAGCAGAUCAAUCAACAGAAGGAGAAACAGUCUGCAUCUCACAAUUCACAAAGCCAGACGUGAUCAGGAAUCUCAGUGUGGCCAAUAUCACAACAUCAUCUGUGUUUCUGACAUGGGAGGAAGCAUUUGGAAAUAGAUCUUUCUUUAAACUUCACCGGACUGAUGAUAAAACAAAUACAACUACUAAUAAUACUUCCUAUAACAUCACUGAUCUGACUGCUGGAGUGAGUUACACAUUCUGCAUCAGUGCUGUGGCAGCAGAUCAAUCAACAGAAGGAGAAACUGUCUGCAUCUCACAAUUCACAAAGCCAGACGUGAUCAGGAAUCUCAGUGUGGCCAAUAUCACAACAUCAUCUGUGUUUCUGACAUGGGAGGAAGCAUUUGGAAAUAGAUCUUUCUUUAAACUUCACCGGACUGAUGAUAAAACAAAUACAACUACUAAUAAUACUUCCUAUAACAUCACUGAUCUGACUGCUGGAGUCAGUUACACAUUCUGCAUCAGUGCUGUGGCAGCAGAUCAAUCAACAGAAGGAGAAACUGUCUGCAUCUCACAAUUCACAAAGCCAGAUGUGAUCAGGAAUCUCAGUGUGGCCAAUAUCACAACAUCAUCUGUGUUUCUGACAUGGGAGGAAGCAUUUGGAAAUAGAUCUUUCUUUAAACUUCACCGGACUGAUGAUAAAACAAAUACAACUACUAAUAAUACUUCCUAUAAUAUCACUGGUCUGACUGCCGGAGUCAGUUACACAUUCUGCAUCAGUGCUGUGGCAGCAGAUCAAUCAACAGAAGGAGAAACAGUCUGCAUCUCACAAUUCACAAAGCCAGAUGUGAUCAGGAAUCUCAGUGUGGCCAAUAUCACAACAUCAUCUGUAUUUCUGACAUGGGAGGAAGCAUUUGGAAAUAGAUCUUUCUUUAAACUUCACCGGACUGAUGAUAAAACAAAUACAACUACUAAUAAUACUUCCUAUAAUAUCACUGGUCUGACUGCUGGAGUCAAUUACACAUUCUGCAUCAGUGCUGUGGCAGCAGAUCAAUCAACAGAAGGAGAAACUGUCUGCAUCUCACAAUUCACAAAGCCAGAUGUGAUCAGGAAUCUCAGUGUGGCCAAUAUCACAAUAUCAUCUGUGUUUCUGACAUGGGAGGAAGCAAUUGGAAAUAGAUCUUUCUUUAAACUUCACCGGACUGAUGAUAAAACAAAUACAACUACUAAUAAUACUUCCUAUAACAUCACUGGUCUGACUGCUGGAGUGAGUUACACAUUCUGCAUCAGUGCUGUGGCAGCAGAUCAAUCAACAGAAGGAGAAACUGUCUGCAUCUCACAAUUCACAAAGCCAGAUGUGAUCAGGAAUCUCAGUGUGGCCAAUAUCACAAUAUCAUCUGUGUUUCUGACAUGGGAGGAAGCAAUUGGAAAUAGAUCUUUCUUUAAACUUCACCGGACUGAUGAUAAAACAAAUACAACUACUAAUAAUACUUCCUAUAACAUCACUGGUCUGACUGCUGGAGUGAGUUACACAUUCUGCAUCAGUGCUGUGGCAGCAGAUCAAUCAACAGAAGGAGAAACUGUCUGCAUCUCACAAUUCACAAAGCCAGACGUGAUCAGGAAUCUCAGUGUGGCCAAUAUCACAACAUCAUCUGUGUUUCUGACAUGGGAGGAAGCAUUUGGAAAUAGAUCUUUCUUUAAACUUCACCGGACUGAUGAUAAAACAAAUAAAACUACUAAUAAUACUUCCUAUAAUAUCACUGGUCUGACUGCUGGAGUCAAUUACACAUUCUGCAUCAGUGCUGUGGCAGCAGAUCAAUCAACAGAAGGAGAAACUGUCUGCAUCUCACAAUUCACAAAGCCAUAUGUGAUCAGGAAUCUCAGUGUGGCCAAUAUCACAACAUCAUCUGUGUUUCUGACAUGGGAGGAAGCAUUUGGAAAUAGAUCUUUCUUUAAACUUCACCGGACUGAUGAUAAAACAAAUAAAACUACUAAUAAUACUUCCUAUAAUAUCACUGGUCUGACUGCUGGAGUCAAUUACACAUUCUGCAUCAGUGCUGUGGCAGCAGAUCAAUCAACAGAAGGAGAAACUGUCUGCAUCUCACAAUUCACAAAGCCAGAUGUGAUCAGGAAUCUCAGUGUGGCCAAUAUCACAACAUCAUCUGUGUUUCUGACAUGGGAGGAAGCAUUUGGAAAUAGAUCUUUCUUUAAACUUCACCGGACUGAUGAUAAAACAAAUAAAACUACUAAUAAUACUUCCUAUAAUAUCACUGGUCUGACUGCCGGAGUCAGUUACACAUUCUGCAUCAGUGCUGUGGCAGCAGAUCAAUCAACAGAAGGAGAAACUGUCUGCAUCUCACAAUUCACAAAGCCAGACGUGAUCAGGAAUCUCAGUGUGGCCAAUAUCACAACAUCAUCUGUGUUUCUGACAUGGGAGGAAGCAUUUGGAAAUAGAUCUUUCUUUAAACUUCACCGGACUGAUGAUAAAACAAAUAAAACUACUAAUAAUACUUCCUAUAAUAUCACUGGUCUGACUGCUGGAGUCAAUUACACAUUCUGCAUCAGUGCUGUGGCAGCAGAUCAAUCAACAGAAGGAGAAACUGUCUGCAUCUCACAAUUCACAAAGCCAGACGUGAUCAGGAAUCUCAGUGUGGCCAAUAUCACAACAUCAUCUGUGUUUCUGACAUGGGAUAAGGCAUUUGGAAAUAGAUCUUUCUUUAAACUUCACCGGACUGAUGAUAAAACAAAUAAAACUACUAAUAAUACUUCCUAUAAUAUCACUGGUCUGACUGCUGGAGUCAAUUACACAUUCUGCAUCAGUGCUGUGGCAGCAGAUCAAUCAACAGAAGGAGAAACUGUCUGCAUCUCACAAUUCACAAAGCCAGAUGUUAUCAGGAAUCUCAGUGUGGCCAAUAUCACAAUAUCAUCUGUGUUUCUGACAUGGGAUGAAGCAUUUGGAAAUAGAUCUUUCUUUAAACUUCACCGGACUGGUGAUAAAACAAAUAAAACUACUAAUAAUACUUCCUAUAACAUCACUGAUCUGACUGCUGGAGACAGUUACACAUUCUGCAUCAGUGCUGUGGCAGCAGAUCAAUCAACAGAAGGAGAACCUGUCUGCAUCUCACAAUGUACAAAGCCAGAUGUGAUCAGGAAUCUCAGUGUGGCCAAUAUCACAACAUCAUCUGUGUUUCUGACAUGGGAUAAAGCAUUUGGAAAUAGAUCUUUCUUUAAACUUCACCGGACUGAUGAUAAAACAAAUAAAACUACUAAUAAUACUUCCUAUAAUAUCACUGAUCUGACUGCUGGAGUCAAUUACACAUUCUGCAUCAGUGCUGUGGCAGCAGAUCAAUCAACAGAAGGAGAAACUGUCUGCAUCUCACAAUUCACAAUGCCAGAUGUGAUCAGGAAUCUCAGUGUGGCCAAUAUCACUACAUCAUCUGUGUUUCUGAAAUGGGAUGAAGCAUUUGGAAAUAGAUCUUUCUUUAAACUUCACCGAACUGAUGAUAAAACAAAUAAAACUACUAAUAAUACUUCCUAUAACAUCACUGAUCUGACUGCUGGAGUCAAUUACACAUUCUGCAUCAGUGCUGUGGCAGCAGAUCAAUCAACAGAAGGAGAAACUGUCUGCAUCUCACAAUUCACAAAGCCAGAUGUGAUCAAGAAACUCAGAGUGACGAAUAUCACAACAUCAUCUGGGUUUCUGACAUGGGAUGAACCAGUUGGAAAUAGAUCUUUUUUUAAACUUAAGUGGACUGAUGAUAAAACAAACAGAAAUUCGUCAACUUCUAACACUUUUUAUCACAUCACUGAUCUAACUGCUGGAGUCAAUAACACAUUCUGUAUCACUGCUGUGGCAGCAGAUCAAUCAACAGAAGGAGAAACUGUCUGCAUCUCAAACUAUACCAAGCCAAAUGUGAUCAAGAAUAUCAUGACUAAAAUCACAUCAUCAUCUGUGUUUCUGAUAUGGGAUGAGCCAGUUGGAAAUAGAUCUUUCUUUAAACUUCACCGGACUGAUGAUAAAACAAAUAAAACUACUAAUAACACUUCCUAUAACAUCACUGAUCUGACUGCUGGAGUCAAUUACACAUUCUGCAUCAGUGCUGUGGCAGCAGAUCAAACAACAGAAGGAGAAACUGUCUGCAUAUCACAAUUUACAAAGCCAGAUGUGAUCAGGAAUCUCAGAUUGAACAAUAUAACAACAUCAUCUGUGUUUCUGACAUGGAAUGAACCAGUUGGAAAUAGAUCUUUCUUUAAAUUGAACCUGACUGAUGAUAAAACAAAUACAAUUACUAUUAACACUUCCUAUAAUAUCACUGGUCUGACUGCUGGAGUCAAUUACACAUUCUGCAUCAGUGCUGUGGCAGCAGAUCAAUCAACAGAAGGAGAAGCUGUCUGCAUCUCACAAUUCACAAAGCCAGAUGUAAUCAAGAAUAUCAGAGUAACCAAUAUCACAACAUCAUCUGGGUUUCUGAUAUGGGAUGAACCAGUUGGAAAUAGAUCUUAUUUUAAACUUCACUGGACCGAUGAUAAAACAAACAGAAAUUCAAAAACUACUAACACAUCUUAUCACAUCACUGAUCUAACUGCUGGAGUCAAUUACACAUUCUGCAUCAGUGCUGUGGCAGCAGAUCAAUCAACAGAAGGAGAAACUUUCUGCAUUUCACAAUUUACCAAGCCAGAUCUGAUCAGGAAUCUCAGAGUGACCAAUAUCACAACAUCAUCUGUGUUUCUGACAUGGGAUGAACCAGUUGGAAAUAGAUCUUUCUUUAAAGUUCACUGGACUGAUGAUAAAACAAAUAAAACUACUAAUAAUACUUCCUAUAACAUCACUGGUCUGACUGCUGGAGUCAAUUACACAUGCUGCAUCAGUGCUGUGGCAGCAGAUCAAUCAACAGAAGGAGAAGCUGUCUGCAUCUCACAAUUCACAAAGCCAGAUGUAAUCAAGAAUAUCAGAGUAACCAAUAUCACAACAUCAUCUGGGUUUCUGAUAUGGGAUGAACCAGUUGGAAAUAGAUCUUAUUUUAAACUUCACUGGACCGAUGAUAAAACAAACAGAAAUUCAACAACUACUAACACAUCUUAUCACAUCACUGAUCUAACUGCUGGAGUCAAUUACACAUUCUGCAUCAGUGCUGUGGCAGCAGAUCAAUCAACAGAAGGAGAAACUUUCUGCAUUUCACAAUUUACCAAGCCAGAUGUGAUCAGGAAUCUCAGUGUGGCCAAUAUCACAACAUCAUCUGUGUUUCUGACAUGGGAUGAACCAGUUGGAAAUAGAUCUUUCUUUAAAGUUCACCGGACUGAUGAUAAAACAAAUAAAACUACUAAUAAUACUUCCUAUAACAUCACUGAUCUGACUGCUGGAGUCAGUUACACAUUCUGCAUCAGUGCUGUGGCAGCAGAUCAAUCAACAGAAGGAGAAACUGUCUGCAUCUCAAAGUUCACAAAGCCAGACGUGAUCAGGAAUCUCAGAGUGAACUAUAUCACAACAUCAUCUGUGUUUCUGACAUGGAAUGAACCAAUUGGAAAUAGAUCUUUCUUUAAACUUCACCGGUCUGAUGAUAAAACACAUAAAACUACUAAUAAUACUUCCUAUAAUAUCACUGGUCUGACUGCUGGAGUCAGUUACACAUUCUGCAUCAGUGCUGUGGCAGCAGAUCAAUCAACAGAAGGAGAACCUGUCUGCAUCUCACAAUGUACAAAGCCAGAUGUGAUCAGGAAUCUCAGUGUGGCCAAUAUCACAACAUCAUCUGUGUUUCUGACAUGGGAUGAACCAGUUGGAAAUAGAUAUUUCUUUAAAGUUCACCGGACUGAUGAUAAAACAAAUAAAACUACUAAUAAUACUUCCUAUAAUAUCACUGGUCUGACUGCUGGAGUCAAUUACACAUUCUGCAUCAGUGCUGUGGCAGCAGAUCAAUCAACAGAAGGAGAAGCUGUCUGCAUCUCACAAUUCACAAAGCCAAACAGGAUUAUAAAUCUAACAGUGUCUGAAAUCACAACAUCAUCUGUGUGUCUGACAUGGGAUGAACCAGUUGGAAAUAGAUCUUUCUUUAAAAUUCAGUGGAUGGGUGAUAAAACAAAUGGAGGUUCAACUACUGGCAGUUCCUAUAACAUCACUGGUCUGACUGCUGGAGUCAAUUUCACAUUAAACAUCACAGCUGUUGCAGCAGAUAACUCAACAGAAGGAGAAUCAGUGCUUACCUCAAAAUACACUAAGCCUGACGUCAUAAUGAACCUCACAGCUGUUGAUAUUACAACAUCCUCUAUCUUUCUAAACUGGACUAAACCGAAUGGUCAAAGCUCCCGUUAUCGUGUAGAAUAUGAAAAUAAGAAUGUGACUACUGAAAACACCUCCAUCAAAAUAACUGAUCUGAUUCCUGGAGCACAGUACACAUUCAAAGUGUUUGCAGUUGCAGCUGAUAAUGUGACCGAGGGAAGAGCCAAUCAGAUUCUACUGUAUACAAAUUCCCCUCCGAAUAACACUCCAAUGAUUGUUGGUGUAGUUUUGGCAGUGAUCUGUUUUCUCUUCAUCAUCACUCUCAUUCUCUUCUUCUAUUCAAGACGACAAACCAAAAAACAAUGUCCCGACAUCCCUAUACAAACCAUUAGCAAUAAAGUUAAUAUUGGUUUGAGAAUAGAGGAUUAUGAAGAGCACUUUAAGCAGAAACACAAGGAUUCCAACUGUGGUUUUGCUGAAGAGUAUGAGGAGUUGAAAACGGUUGGAAUAGCACAGUCCAAAAACAUUGCCCUGGCUGUUGAAAACAAGCCAAAGAACCGUUACAGCAAUGUGCUACCUUAUGAUGCUUCAAGAGUGAAGUUAUCAGUGUGUGGCAGUCCCUUUGAUGAUUACAUCAAUGCCAACUACAUCCCAGGCUAUAAUUCAAGAAAAGAGUUUAUAGCAGCUCAGGGUCCACUGCCCGUCACAGUGAAUGAAUUCUGGAGAAUGGUCUGGGAGAAGAAUGUCUUCACCAUAGUGAUGCUGACCAGAUGCAACGAGAUGGGACGAGUGAAAUGUGAAAAGUACUGGCCAUCUGGGACUAAUCAUUAUCAAAACAUCUCUGUGACAACCACCUCAGAGAUAGACCUGGAGAGCUGGACCAUAAGAGACUUCAGAAUCAAAAAUGUGAAAACAGCAGAAACUCGCUAUGUACGUCAGUUUCACUUCACGGCGUGGCCGGAUCAUGGAGUUCCACAGACUACUGAAGUCCUCAUUGACUUCAGACACCUGGUCAGAGAACACAUGGACCAAUACUCACGCCACUCUCCAACUGUGGUUCAUUGCAGUGCCGGUGUGGGAAGAACAGGGACCUUCAUUGCCAUUGACCACCUGACCUUCCAGAUUGAAAGAGACAGCAUGGUGGACAUCUAUGGAAUCGUUAAUGAUAUGCGCAUACACAGGCCUCUUAUGGUGCAGACUGAGGAGCAGUAUGUUUACCUCCACCAAUGUGCGUAUGACAUAAUUCGAUCAAGAACUGGAACCAACGUGGACUUAAUUUACCAGAACGCAGAAGCUAUCAGCAUCUAUCAGAAUUUAGAAUAUCAUAAAUCAUAAAUGUCCAUGGCAUCAAGAUGGCCAUUGGCCAACAAUCAGAGAAAUUUAAGACUGCAGAAAUAAGCAUAUUUUAAGUUUCACAUACACGCACACACGCACACACACACACACACACACACACACACACACACACACAUAUAUAUAUAUAUAUAUAUAUAUAUAUAUAUAUAUAUAUGCACACAUAGCUGGGUGUAAUUCAUUUCUUACAAUACUCAAAGCUUUUGAGUAAUAUUUGAAUUUUAAUGAAUACAUUUAAAAGGUUACACCGGAAAAUACAGCCAUUUUCUAUGAUAAUAAUUUAAAGUAAACAGCAAGUAAUUGUAUUUAUGAUAUUUCAAUCAAGAGAAUUUCGAUCAAGAGGUCUUUAUUUGUUUUAUCUUUAUGUUCAAAAGAGAUAUUUGUAUAAUUUGACAAUAUAUUUAAUGCAAUAUCAAACAUCUGUACAUUUUAGUACUGACAUGAUUGGGGGCCUUCUCAGGGUGUAAAAAAAAAACAUUUCAAUGUUUAUAUCUUCAAAGCUAUUUAGAGAAAUAUAAUGUAUCAUGCUUAUUUUUUUUAUUUAUUUUUUUUUACACUCGAAGGCACUUCCAAUCUAUCAGUGUACACUAUAAAAAAAUUUAUACUGUUUGCUGUUAUAGUAAUAAUUAAACAUGAAGAAAAUAGGACGGUUAUGGUACAGUUUAGCAAUUAUUAUGUUGUAGAUUUUGCAGUGUGCAAGAAGCUCAACCUGACCUGCUGUGCUGGAUAUGAGAAUUUUCUUGGGAAUUGUAAUUUAUGUUGCAUUUUGUUUUUAUUGAGUUAGUGUCAGCCUUUUAAUUUGAUAAGACAAGCAGCUUUACAUGAUUGCUAAUGGCUAACAUAACCCAAAUUAUGUCUGAAAUGUAACUGUAACUGUACAUUAAUGUCCUGUUCACUGCACAUUUGUUUAAAAGCAAUCACACUUUCAACUGGGCAGUUAUUAUAGUGAGCACAUCUGGGAAUAGCUACACUCUUUUUUUUUUCUUAAUUUUAUAAAGCACUGUUCAAGAUAUUUUUACUGUUGAUACUUUUUUUAUGAUCAAUACUUGGAAUACUUUUAUUUAAUGUUUUAUUUGUAUUUGAACAACAGUGCACUAGCAUCACUUUCAAACUGGAGACUUGAUGAAAAUCAUUCUCACUUGUUUCUAGCUUCUGUAGCUUUUGUGAACUUAUUUGUGUGUAUGGAUGCUAUUAACAAAACUUAUUUUUUUUUAAUCAAAUGAUGAUCCAUUCUUUGGGAAGCAACUGAUAAAAUGUCGGAAACAAUGAACACAAUGCAUAUAAAAUAAAUGAAUUUUAAGUACUCUA